AUGGGGUCUUCAGAAAAGAGGAUUGAAUACAUGGUCGGUGCGAGCACUUGCAUUCGCCCCUCCCAUGAGAUUUGGUGCAGCCAAGUUCAAAGGCCGUUGGUGGGGAUUGAAUCACUACGCCUUCAAGGGUCAUUCCCGGAGGACUAUCCUUACCCAGAGGAAGUUCGGGGGCUGCCUGAGAAUCUAUCCCGGGAUCUUGCUGGCAACGCCUUUCCCACUACUGUGCUCCAGGCCAACGUCAUUGCUUCGAUGAUCUCACAUGCUGCCUGGGGCGAGAUGGCUUCACGUGCUGACUUCUCUUCUCCACCGCGACAAUCCAAACAGAGGAGACAGCGGAAUGUCCACCGCCCGCCUCCAGCGCCAGAUUCUGCCGAUGUGAAGGAGGAGCCCAAAAAGAACAACAAGCGGCCUUCAGGUGAUGGGAUGAACCAUGAAUGUGGCCCUGUCGCCAAACUGAGCAAAAAGUCUGGCACCAAGGGCGACUGCAUCUCGAUCGCAAAGAAACUGAAACUUCUGGACGAGUUUCAUGAACUCAAGAAUAGCGGUGUCAAGAACGCCAACCAGGAGAUGUUGAACCGAAAACGCCCCGGAUACUUCAGCGGCUGUUGCUCCGACAGUAAGUGGGGGGGAUCCAGGAAGAAGUUCAAGUGGGAUCUUUUUCAAAAGAUGCUGCCAAACCAGGCGGCCAAGUUUGAUGAAGUUCCAAACUGGUUGAAACAUCGACUGGGAUUGGACGAGAUCAAAGCAAAAGGCCCCAAAAAGGAACUGAUCCCCAACGAGCUUCUUGCUAUUGCUGAUGGAAUUCUGAUGGAGGAGUGCACUCGGGGAUUGGAGAUGGACACCAAAAGUGUGGUCUCACUUUUCGAAACCCUAGUAGACAUCUACAACGAAGAGGCAGAGACUUACAACAAGGAAUCCCAGGGUAAACAUGUGGAGCGAUUGGCAGAGCUGAGCGAAAGCGGCAAGCUGACAGAAGACGAGCUGGAAGCCAUCGCCUCAAAACCUCCUGCCCUAGUGCCUGUUAUCUCCAAAGAAUGGACAGAGAAACGGAUGCAACACACUGUUGAACGCUUUUGUUUGUACGAGCCGAAACGCAAAGUGCUGUGGAAGAACGGGAAGGAAGGGAUCCAGUCUGAACUGAAGCGUUUUGGUGGCCGGAAGAAGAUUGCGAAUGCACUAUCUGAUCUCUUUGGGAACGACCGUGAGUUUGCUGAGAAAUCGGCUUCCUGGGAAAAGAACUUGGCUGACAUAUGUCAGCUGAGAGAUUGCGAAGUGGAUGAAAUCAACUCUUUGUAUGAAGGGACCCUGCAUGUGGAACACUCAUGCAAGAAGACACACAUGUGGAAUGGCGAGGACAUGAGGGCCAGGUGGGCAAAGGAACACAAUGUGGUGCUGCUGGGGGCUGACAACGAGGGGCCCUGCGCAGUGCCAGGCGGCUAUGGCGCAACCAUGCAGCCCAAUGACAGAGCGUCUUACCUUCGAGCAGCAUGCGGAGUACCUCCAAACCCACUAGUGGCAAACCUGGCUGACAAGGAGUUGGGGCCACAUGACAUCCCAGUUAUCUCCUGCCCUCUGCGAGUGUCUUUGGCAGCAGAUGCGUUUGCUGUGAAAAAGCUCCGGGAAUACAGAUCUGGUGCCAUCAUUCAAUGGGCUUGGUGCUCUACGGGGCAUGUGAAGGAGCAGGAGUUGGCUGACUGGUGCUACAAUGGCAAGAAAGAGGAUCUGGACAAGAGCAUGGAGUUGUGCCGGGGUGGCUUCAGAGACAUGCUGUUUAUGAGCCAAGUGCCCGAAGUGGACCAUUCGGUCUUGGUCAGUCAGUGGCUUGCAACGCGAGAAGCAUGGGAUCGCAGAAUCGCAGCAAGGGCAUUGGAGGGGAAGGUUUUGGCCCCCAAAAUGAAGCAGCGUUAUGAUUCCUUCCUGGCUGACCCAGAACGCACUUUGGUUGUGGACGUGGACAAUCAUAGAGUCCUUGCAUCUUCAAGGAUUUCUUCCAAGACUACGGGGAAACGGUAUGUCAUUCUGACAAUCUGCAUGGCCCUUGAAGCAGAACAAUUGACCCUACGCUUUGGGAAGGGUCCCAAGCACAAGCUUGUGGUGAGGGAGUUGCUUGGGUUUGAGACAUUCUUGCUUAUUUAUAUAUAUAUAUAUGUUAUACUACUGUAUAUAAUAUAUGUUUUGGGAUUAUUUAGUACCUUGAAAGGAUCCAUUUCCCUUUCAAAAUACAUAAUUCGGUAG
This is a messenger RNA of Cladocopium goreaui, 2235 nucleotides long. The record is from the annotation of a GenBank genome assembly. NCBI's taxonomy places the organism in Eukaryota, Dinophyceae, Suessiales, Symbiodiniaceae.